AUGUUUUUCAGAGUCAGCAACAUCAAUCCUACGUCCACUGGGUUCACCCCUCACCUUCCCAGUAACUCUGGCGUGAAGGUGUCCUACACCUUGGUGGCGGACAGCGGCCGGCCCCUGCUCAAGGCGGCCUGGGCACCGCAGCCUCGGAGCUCCCGCGGGCACCUGCUCACCCUAAGAUCCCCUUGGGGGCUCUUCGGAGGAGACGCCGCUCUUCCGGAGGCCCCAAAGGCCCGCAGAGGAGAGCAGCUGGCUGAGCCAGCCUGGAAACAGCUCUGGCUGCCGCCCUCCCGAAGGAGCCUGCCUGGCACACGGGGGUUGCCGCUGGCGCCCACCAGAGCUUCCCGGCCUCCUUUCUGCCAUUGCCCGACUCCGGGGGCGUUGCCUUCCCUGAGGUCUCGGCUGCUGCCGGGGCGCGGCCCUCCUUGCUGGCGCAGUGCCGUCUCCCUCCUCCGCCUUCCCCGCGAGAGGCCCCGCCGGAGCCCAAGGCAGGAGCCGCCCGCAUCUCCCGGAGGUCGGGCAAGACCGGCCCUCGCCAGAUGCCCGAGGCGGGCGGCGCUGGCGGGCGCUCUCUCCGCCGCGGCGACUGGGCGGGGGAGGCCGGCCGGGGCGGCGGGAGCCUCGCUUGGCGCCCCCCCCAGCGGCUGGGAGGACGCGGAGCAUGUGCAGAACCGGCCGAGGACCGGGCCGCCGGUGGGCGAGCUGGCCGAGCGCCGCGUGAAAGCCUCGCUUUGCCGGGGCCGGCCAUGCCUCUGGCUGGGCUGCCGGCGCGGAGACGGAGCCGGGGAGGCGGCGGCGGCGGUGGCCGCCCGCGUUGAGCCCGCGCCCAUGUUCUCCUGCUUCUGCUUCAGCGUCCAGCCCCAGAGCUUCGGCAGCCCCGCGCUGCCCGAAGAUGAAAACAAGGAAAACUACCCAGACAAAUCUGUAGUCAUAGAGGAAAGUCAGGCAGUGUUUCAAGACACGCCGACCCCCUGCGAUGGCACUCUAAGAGUUGGCAUGGGGAACUUAAAAUCCAGAAAGCCUACAUCCAUUCCAAAAACAGAAAAUGGGAAAACCCGUGAAGAAAAUCAGGAGAUGGGAAAUGCAGGGUCUUGGCUCUCAGAGUGUCAGAAGAAAACAGCGACAUCAGCUACUGAAUAUGCUGAGAACGUAACACUCAGAUACCAGGAAACAGCUCUCAAGUUUCAACCCAGGACAGAUCAAAGUGCAUUCAUUUCACCAAACGAUGCCGCUGAACACCUGCAAAGGCUCACUGAGGAAGACAGUCCUCAGCUGGUGGCUUCAGAGGAACCAGCCUCUUCAUCUGCCUCAACCAGCAUGCACAUUGACAGAGAUUGCGGCGGUGAGCCUGCUCAGGGGUACCGAGAAGGCCAGACGGAGGCUGACAAUGGACCCGAAGACCAAGAUGCUUUAGGGACUUGUAGGCUGCUGCAUCACAUCACGGAUGGAGAUUAUCCUCUAUUGUCUCCUCGCUGCUCUAUUUUCAGCCAAAGCCAGAGGUUUAACUUAGACCCUGAAUCGGCUCCUUCUCCACCAAGUGCUCAGCUCUUCAUGAUGCCAAGAAGUUCUUCCAGAGGCAGCUGUGAGGACAGCAAAGUGCCCCAGACCAUGGUACAGCUCACAAAGCACCUGCAAAGCCUGAAGAGGAGAAUCAGGAAAUAUGAAGAGAAGUUUGAGGAGGAGAAGAAUUACCGGCCUUCCCAUGCUGACAAAAUAUCAAAUCCCGAAGUAAUGAAAUGGAUGAAUGACCUGGCCAAAAGUCGUAAACAGCUAAAAGAGCUGAAACUCAAAAUGUCAGAAGAACAGACCUUCCACAUCAAAAGAAGCCAAAGGAGCUUUCAGCCAGACAGAGAGGGUGGGAGGCUGGAUCCAGCAGAUUUGCCCACCGGUCCUUCGGUGGAGGAAACCAUGGAAGUGGUGAAGAAGCAACUGAAAGAGAAGCGACAGCAGCUCGGGCUCCCUGAGAACAUCAAGGCUAUGACAAAAAAGCAAAUGGCUUUGGAAAAACUCAGUCUCCAGAAAAGCCUACUGUAUUUUGAAAGUAUUCAUGGACGGCCUGUUAACCAGGAAGACAGGAGUUUGAUGAAGCCUCUUUAUGAAAGAUACAGAAUUAUAAAGCAGCUUCUAUCAACGCCCUCUUUGAUUACAACUAUUCAGGAGGAGGAAGAUUCUGAUGAAGAACCUCCUCAGAGUAGCUCCACUGGGUCUCUCCAUUGGCCUCCUGAGGCACAGAUGGGUCACUCGGAUGAGGAGAAUGAACCCGCCUUUGUUUCACCUCAGGAUGGAAGGAGUGUGACGAAGCAGCCAACCCUCUCGAUGUCCAAUUUACAUGAGGCCACCAUGCCUGUGCUUCUGGAACAUCUCAGAGAAACUAGAGCCGACAAGAAAAGGAUAAGGAAAGUAUUACGGGAAUUUGAGGAAGAGUUCUUUAGACAAACAGGAAGGAGUCCCCAGAAGGAAGAUCGGAUCUCCAUGUCAGAGGAAUAUUUGGAGUACAAGCACAUCAAGGCCAAACUCCGCCUCCUGGAGGUUCUCAUCAGCAAACACGAUAUCUCCAAAACCAUCUGAAGCCAGUAAAACUUCCUGAUGUGAGAAAAGAGAA
This is a messenger RNA of Pantherophis guttatus, 2599 nucleotides long. NCBI's taxonomy places the organism in Eukaryota, Metazoa, Chordata, Lepidosauria, Squamata, Colubridae. The record is from RefSeq and is a predicted model, not a curated record.